UAUACAUAUAUAUAUAUAUAUACAUAUAUAUCGGACACUGACGAUGUUUCUUGUUCAAUUGAUAAGCAACAUUUUCACAUAUAAAAAUAGGGAGAACAGUAGGUGUUUGUAGGGCUUCUGUUUUGACCCUAAUAUUCAAAUCAGCGAGGGAACCAGCCUGCUACGUGGCCGGCUGAGCUGCUAAAAGCAGCAACCAAAUUUUUCCCUAUAUCACAUCCUACUAUCUAGAAACCCCCCCCCCCAAAAAAAAUAAACCCCCAAAAGCAACAACCUCUAAACGAAAGAGAUUAAAUAAUGUAGUCUAGUCGCUUAUACAUAAAUACAAAUCAUGAUGGUCAAGGCUGGAAUGCCUUCUGACCAUAGGUCUGCACGAUCAGGGCUGACCUGGGGUUGAAAACACACUGACAAAUUUAUAUACACACGCACAAACCCUCAAUUUCACAUAACCCCCCACUGAAGAAGAAAAAUAUCAGGAAACAGUCUGUCAUAUUUAUAACAAUAUGUUGAAAACGACGUUAUCAACAAGCAAUACAUCGGCGUUUAGCAAACCGACCAGUUCCUUUGCUAACAACAACAACAAUACCAACAACAACAACAAUAGCAACAGCCACCACCAUCACCACCACUUACAACAACAACAGAACGAUGCCAACAGUACAAAGAGAAUGGUUACGGGUUCGUCCUUAACCUCGGCAACCGGGUCACCACUACUGGUCGCUCAUAUUGACGUCGGCUGUAGUGGAAGUGGUACUGGUGGUGGUGGUGGUAGUGUCAGUGGCGGUAGUGGUGGCGGUGGCGGUGUUGGUGGUAGUAGUGGUUGUGGAAAUAGUAGUAGCAGUGGUAGUGGUGGUGGUAGUUGUAGCAGCAAUAGUAGUAAUAGUAGUAGUAGUAGUAGUGGUGGCGGCGGUAGUGGUGGUAUUGUUUGCAGUGGUGUGCUUGUGAAUGGUUCGACUACGAUCGGUGGCGGUUGUAGUAGUAGUAAUAGUAGUAGUAGUAGCUGUAGUAAUGUUAGUGGUAGCAGUAAUAACAGUAAUAAUAACAACAACAACAAUAACAAAGCUAUGACGACGACGACGACGACGACGACGACGACGACGAUGAUGACGCCAUCUUCGUCGUCGUUGUCAUCGUCUUCGGAACUCUACCUUAGCAACAACAACAAUAACAACAUCAACAGCAGUAGUCCGACAAUGAUUGAUGUGAACAUCGGCGAUACGAGUUCGAUUUCGUCGUCGGCCUCAUCUGUUGCUGAUUCGUCAAUGUCACCGGAUUCGUCGCCGACAUCGACGCCGACGCCAAUGGCGCCCUUACCGGUGGUUCCGGUGCCGGGUUCAAUUUCCUAUGUGGCCAUUCAUCAAAGUCCGCUGCCACCGCCGGGCAAGGAAUCGAUACGCUUUAGCGUCGAUUCGAUCAUCGCCACGUCGGAUAACAACAGCAGCCAUAUUGGCAGCAAUCACAACAACAACAAUAACAACAAAGGACACCACCACCUACUCCACCACCACCACCAUCACAACAACAACGCAAACAGUAACAGCAACUUCAACAGUCAUUCUCAACACCUUCAUAACCACCAUCACCACCACCACCACCACCACCAUCACUUACACAACAACAAUAGUAACAACAACAACAACAACAAUAAAAACAGCCAUCACUUUACUAGUGGACUUGAUGAAGACCUCCACAACGACGAACAGAACAGCAUCUCAAAACACGUCGCUGCUCUCAACAACAGUUCACCCACCACCACAACCACCACCACAAACACAACCAAUAACAACAAUAACAAUAGUACUACUACUACUAAUAACAGGCUGUUGGCCGAGGACAGUUGUGUGGGUGGUCCGGGUGCCGUGACGGCGACUGCGGGUUCGCCCCACUCUUCGUCCUCUCCGUCGUCCGCCUCGUCUGUCCACUCGUUUAGUGUGGCUGGGAUUCUAAGCAAGCCGAGUAGCAAUGUUCUGCGAUAUAACCACCCUUCGGACGCCGCUGCAUCAGCGACAGUUUCACAUUUUUUACCCCAGCAUCACCAUCAUGAUGCGAGGUGGCCCGUGUCCGCUUGUACAUCAGCCUCUUUUCCAUGGCUUUCAUCCUCAACUGUUUCACCGCAACCACGAGUCGGUAGUCCGCCUCGUCUUUCAGCACAGAAAUGUACGCUUCGGAAGCACAAGACGAACCGCAAACCCAGAACUCCCUUCACAACCUCACAGUUGCUUGCACUCGAGCGAAAAUUUAGAACUAAACAGUAUUUAUCAAUUGCCGAACGUGCAGAAUUUUCAGCCUCUUUGAAUCUCACGGAAACUCAAGUGAAAAUUUGGUUUCAAAAUCGUCGAGCCAAGGCCAAAAGGUUACACGAAGCUGAGAUUGAAAAACUGAAAAUGGCUGCCAAGCCUAUGCUUCCGCCAGCUUUGAGUAUUACGUUCCCAGCUGCGGCGGCCCUUUAUGGCAAUCAGACAACAAGACCACAGCUUCUUCCUCAAACUCUGUUCCCGCCAUUUGGAUUUUAUACCACGGGGCCUUCCACUAUGAUUUAUCACCACUAGCAAAGGUGACCUUCGAACUGACUCGAAAUAGACCAACAUAAAGUAAAUAAAUUCAUAAUAAUAAUAAUAAUAAUAAUAAUAAUAAUAAUAAUAAUAAUAAUAAUAAUAAUGAUAAUUAUUAUAA
Messenger RNA from Octopus bimaculoides (California two-spot octopus), 2670 nucleotides. RefSeq lists its product as uncharacterized. Gene Ontology annotation, cellular component: nucleus. Gene Ontology annotation, biological process: embryonic morphogenesis; regulation of transcription by RNA polymerase II. NCBI's taxonomy places the organism in Eukaryota, Metazoa, Mollusca, Cephalopoda, Octopoda, Octopodidae. Gene Ontology annotation, molecular function: RNA polymerase II transcription regulatory region sequence-specific DNA binding; DNA-binding transcription factor activity, RNA polymerase II-specific. The record is from RefSeq and is a predicted model, not a curated record.